AUGAGGCUCUACGCCAAGCUGGCGGAAGCCAGCAAAUAUUUGGCGCUUACUGGGAUAUGUGUCUUGGCGUUCAGUAUCCGCCUAUUCUCCAUUAUCAAGUAUGAGAGCGUUAUUCAUGAAUUCGAUCCUUACUUCAACUACCGUGUUACUCAAUUCUUGACAAAGGAGGGCUUCUACGAAAUGUGGAACUGGUUUGACGACCGGACUUGGUAUCCCCUUGGGCGUGUUAUCGGUGGAACUGUCUAUCCGGGCCUCAUCUUUACGGCGGGUUCCAUUUACCGCAUCCUCCACUUCUUCCACAUUCCCAUCCAUGUCCAAGAGGUCUGCGUGCUCACGGCGCCGCUCUUCUCGGCAUUUUGCGCGCUGGCGUGCUACGGUCUGGUCUCACAGGCUCGCUCGCAUGGCGCCGGCCUGCUGGCCGCCUUCUUCGUGGCAGUCGUACCGUCGUACAUUUCCCGCUCCGUGGCGGGUUCUUUUGAUAAUGAAGGCGUCGCCAUCUUUGCUUUGGUCAACGUCUUUUACUGGUUUCUCAAGACUGUGAACACGGGCAGCCUCGCGGACGCCGUGGUCUUGGUCGCGUCGUACGGCUACAUGGUCAUGUCCUGGGGUGGCUACUCGUUCAUUAUCAACCUCCUGCCGUUGUACUGCCUGGCUUGCAUCUUCUUCGGCCGCCUGAAUGGUCGCCUGUACGUGGCCUUUGCGCCGCUGGUGGCGCUGGGCACCGCCAUCUCCUGUUCCAUCCCCGUGGUGGGCUUCAACGCCGUACUGAUGUCAGAGCACUUUGGCGCCUUCUUCGCCUUCGUUGUGCUGCACCUGGCACUGCUGGUGUCCUACGUGAGGCGCAUGCUGAGCACCAAGCACUUCCUCAUCCUCACCUCCAUGGUCCUCACGGCGGCCCUGGCGGUGGGCGCUGUGGUGGCGUCCAUGGUGGUGGCCUACGUAGCCAAGAGCCCCACGCUGGGCUGGACGGGUCGCUCCAUGACGCUGCUGGACCCCACAUACGCUUCCCGCUUCGUGCCCAUCAUCGCCUCCGUGUCUGAGCACCAACCACCGCAGUGGACCUCCUACAUUAUGGAUCUGCACGUCCUGGUGAUGCUAGCGCCUGCAGGCAUCCUGGCAUGCUUCCACCGCCUGACGGACGCCUCGUUGUUCUUGGUGCUGUACGGCCUGACCGCCGUAUACUUCUCGGGCGUCAUGAUCCGGCUGAUGUUGGUGCUGGCCCCUGCCGUGUGCUGCCUGUCGGCCGUAGCGCUCUCCGACCUGAUGUACGUGCUGUGUGGCUCGCUAAGGCCACCUACCUUCUCCCGCGCUGAUAAGGAAGCUUCCACGGCCGACGGGGAUGGCGCCGUCUCCGGGAGCAGCCCCAGCAAGGAAGCGGCUGCGGCCGUUGCUCCCACAGAAGAGUCUACCCCAUCCAAGAAGAAGUCCCGGCCCCGCCCGUCCUCUAGUAUCGGCAGCGGCGCCAAGCUGUAUGCGCUGCCGGCGGUUGUAUGCGUAGCGCUGCUGAGCAUGGUGUUGGUGCUGCUGGGGAUGUACGUGGUGCACUGCAUCCAUGCCUCUGCGGACAUGUACUCUUCACCGUCCAUCGUGCUGCAGUCACCGCGGCCGAACGGUGGUUUCUACGUGUUUGACGACUUUCGAGAGGCCUACGCCUGGCUGCGGCACAACACGCACCCGGACGCCAAGGCAAGUCCCAUCUUGCGUUACCCGUCUAGCCCAGUCGCCUCCUGGUGGGACUACGGCUACCAGACAACUGCCAUGGCCAACCGAACCGUUAUAGUGGACAACAAUACCUGGAACACCUCUCACAUCGCCACCGUGGGGAGAGCAAUGUCCAGCAGUGAGGCCAAGGCAUGGUCCAUCUACCGCUCGCUGGACGUGGACUACGUGUUCGUGGUGUUCGGAGGGCUCGUGGGCUACCCCUCCGAUGACAUCAAUAAGUUCCUGUGGAUGGUGCGAAUUGGUGGAGGGGUCUACCCAGAAAUUAAGGAGCCGGACUACCUGACACCCGAAGGAGACUACCGAGUGGACGCACGAGGCACCAAGACCAUGCUCAACUCGUUAAUGUACAAGCUGUCAUAUUAUAACUUUGCGGACGAGUCGCAAUUGUCCACUGGCCAGCGCGGGGUGGACCGAGUGCGCGGCUACCCCAUCGGCCGUCUCAACGUCAAGCUCAACUACUUCGAGGAGGUGUUCACCAGCCAACACUGGAUGAUGCGCAUUUACAGGGUGCGCGACCGGCCGCUGCGCGACCCAACAUCGCGGGUCAGCAAGAAGGGGAAAACCGCCAGCCGCCAAGGCUAG
Volvox carteri f. nagariensis is the source of this 2304-nucleotide messenger RNA. RefSeq lists its product as uncharacterized. The transcript has 16 exons. Gene Ontology annotation, cellular component: membrane. Gene Ontology annotation, molecular function: oligosaccharyl transferase activity. Lineage: Eukaryota; Viridiplantae; Chlorophyta; Chlorophyceae; Chlamydomonadales; Volvocaceae. The coding region runs from base 1 to 2304 and encodes 767 amino acids. The record is from RefSeq and is a predicted model, not a curated record.